Labrus mixtus (cuckoo wrasse) is the source of this 2858-nucleotide messenger RNA. RefSeq lists its product as uncharacterized. Bases 223 to 1152 code for a protein of 309 amino acids. Lineage: Eukaryota; Metazoa; Chordata; Actinopteri; Labriformes; Labridae. Gene Ontology annotation, molecular function: catalytic activity. The transcript is spliced from 7 exons. The record is from RefSeq and is a predicted model, not a curated record.
CAGGAACCAUAUGCUUUUCUUUUGUUUCCGUGGGGAAGCAUUUAAUUGUAACACCAGCUAAUCAGAGUUGUGUCAAGUUAGCUUGAAUACUUCAUAACUUGCAAUUCUGAGGCCAGUUAAAUAAAAAAACAAACAUUUAAUUUAAUUUUUGAAUCGCGGUAACGCUUUCUUUGUGGACUACUUUACGAGUUAGAGCCAGUCGUAACAUUGAAGGUGAUAAUAAUGUUGCUAAAACAUGUCGGUAAAUUGGCACCAUUUUUGGGGGUUACCUGCACAAGUGAAAUAUUUGGACAGUCGAUAAAUGUCAGUUCUUCACAAGUGAAAGUCUACAGCUCUGCAGCGGGAGGUGAAAACACUGGAGCUGUUGCGGGACAGACUGUGGUCACAGAGCGCAGGGGAUGCGUGGUUGCCGUGGGGAUAAACCGCCCAGAGGUGCGUAAUGCAGUGAACCAGGAGACGGCGAGGCGUCUGCUUGAAGAGCUGGAGGCCUUCGACAGUGAUCCAGACUUCAACGUGGCUGUCCUGCAUGGGAUAGGAGGGAAUUUCUGCGCUGGUUAUGAUCUGAAAGAGCUGGCCAAUCACACAGCCCUCCUUAAAUUGGAGCAAGAUGUCACCAAGGGUCCUGGUUCGAUGGGUCCGUCUCGUUUAGAGCUCUCAAAGCCGCUGAUCGCAGCAGUCAGUGGUUUUGCUGUGGCUGGAGGGCUGGAGCUGGCCCUGCUGGCGGAUCUACGAGUGGUAGAGGAGAGCGCCGUCAUGGGGGUGUUCUGUCGCAGGUUUGGAGUUCCCCUGAUUGACGGUGGCACCGUGCGGCUCCCGCAUCUCAUUGGCCUUUCACAAGCCCUCGACCUGAUACUGACUGGACGGCCAAUAGGAGCACAGGAGGCCCUCGCCUACGGACUGGCUAACAGAGUGGUUCCGGAUGGCCAAGCUUUACAGGCGGCCCUGCAGCUAGCAGAGGAGAUCAGCUCCUUUCCUCAGCAGUGUCUGCGGGCUGAUCGCUCCUCUGCCAUGUACAGCUGCUACAACGCUCCAUCCUUCACACAGGCCAUGCAGUAUGAGAUAGACCACGGAGUUCCUGUCAUCAAAGCAGAAGCUGUCGCCGGAGCAACCAGAUUCUCUACUGGAGAGGGAAGAGGAGGAACAUUUUCCUAGGAGUUUUCUUUGCAGCAGACUUGUGAACAUUGAUUCUCAGCUGAUCAGUCACAUAUUGCUGCAUCUAAUCUGUCUGUUGUGCUAUUGUAUUAUUUUAUCGGGUUGCUAUUGGGAGAAGUGAGCAAUCAGAAAAGCUGUCUGUCCGAUAGCUCCAUAUGUUGUGCUAUUGUGGCCACAGCUAUUUUCAAAUGAGGAUUGUGUGGACUCAAGGUGACUGAAGGUUGGUAGAAAGCGGAACCCAACAUCGAGUAUAGACACAAAAGAACUGGUUAAUUAACUCUCAGUUUGUUUCAACAAAACUUUAGGUUUAACACAAUCCAAUUAAACCAGUUAUAAAUGUUCAAGAUUUAACAAAAAAGUCAUCAAGCUUCUUAUGUUGUAAUGUUUUGAAAGCAAAGCGGUGACAUAGGAAGACAGUGACUACAAAACAAAUGCAACACAUAAAAACAAAAAGCCAUCACAGGCAGAAAACCUGCAGUGGCUCAUCAUUAUUCAUUUGAGAUAAAAACACUUAAUUACUGGGAUAUGAUGUCUGUGUUGGUGCGUGUGUUGUGACAAAGUAUCCUAUGCAGUCUACUGUAAUUAUUGCAGAAGAUUCAGCACUUCUUGUCAGAUCUGUGCCAGGUGUAAGCAUUCCUUCGGUUUUGGAGAAUGCGUCCCCUUACUUUUGUGCGUUAGGGAGAUGUGUGUGUCUGUUUUAUCGUUGAGCACACAUACACGUUUGUCUCUGUGUUUGAAUUUGUCUGAACUCCUUCAUAACCUUUUAGUGCUCUUUAAUAAAAAUGCCUCGCAGAGAAGAAGUAAAACCAAGGUGUAUCAUGAUGUGUGUGUGUGUGUGUGUGUGUGUGUGUGUGUGUGUGUGUGUGUGUGUGUGUGUGUGUGUGUGUGUGUGUGUGUGUGUGUGUGUGUGUGUUUGUGUGUGUGUGUGUGUGUGUGUGUGUGUGAGAGAGCAAAAGAGAGAUAUACAAAGACCUCAUUAGGUCUAGGAGGUGUCCUGUCUAGACAGUGUGAUGACAGGACACAGAACCUCUGUUUAAUGUUUCCUCCUCCUCCUUCUGCUUCCAAUUCACCUAGCACACACACACACACACACACACACACACACACACACACACAUCACCUGCUCUUCUUCCGAGUCGCACACACACAGUUUAAUGUCAAGUAAAAUGAUUAGGACGUAAAGAAAAAAGAAAUGCUAUUGUCAAAAGAACCAAAGAAGAUGCUGACAUGUUGUGCCUCAGGUUAAUCACUCAUGAACUAUUACAUUCCUACUCUAAGUUUGGAUCUGGAAAAUGACUUUUUUUUUUUUUUGUAAUCAGUGCUUGAGCCAAAAAAGCUUCCUUGAUGGAGGCUAUGCUAGUAAAAUUACUUUUUUGUUGUUGUUGUUGCUGAGACCACUAAAUGGGUAAAAUUAUGCUGGAAUAAGGUUUCAUUAAAAAAAAAAAUCACACAUUCAAUUAAAUCUGAAUUUUCUGUCCAGCGUUUCUUAAAGUUUGAUGUAUCAGGUUGCCACUGUUAAAACAAAGACACACUUUUUCUUCAUAUAUUUUUGUCUCUACUAGUAUGAUAUUUAUUUUAGAAUUGUCUUAGAGAUAUAAAUAGAAGGCUUUUGAAAAUGCCCAGGCAAAUAUAUGGAAAACCCCUCAAAACAGACCUUUAAUAUGCUGUAACAGGACUUUGACUACAUUAAAUCGUUUUAUAUUUUA